This is a messenger RNA of Erpetoichthys calabaricus (reedfish), 476 nucleotides long. Its product is annotated as vitelline membrane outer layer protein 1 homolog. Lineage: Eukaryota; Metazoa; Chordata; Cladistia; Polypteriformes; Polypteridae. The transcript is spliced from 4 exons. The record is from RefSeq and is a predicted model, not a curated record. The annotation marks the transcript as partial.
GAUGUCCUUGUUGUAUUAUUUCAUUUCCAGACAAAGCAAAGAUGUUUUCAAACCACAAUGGAGUCCUGCUUAGCAUCCUUUGCCUUUGUGCAAUCAGUUGCACAGAGGUCUUUGGAUUGUCUUCAGUAAUCCGUGUGAGAAAUGGAGGCCAAUGGGGCGAGUGGCAGUUUCGUGAAAAUUGUCCUAAUGGAUGGAUUGCCUAUGGAUUUGCUAUGAAGGUAGAGGCACCCCAAGGAAGUGGAGAUGAUACAGCACUGAAUGGAAUACGGCUGUUCUGUAAGGCAUCAGAAGUAUCUACUGAUACAUUUAGUAUUGAAUCGGAGAGUGGCCUGUGGGGCACAUGGACAGAACCAAUGUGGUGCCGAGAAGGUUUUCUCAAAGCAUUCCUGUUGAAAGUGCAGCAUCCUAAGAUGUACGAUGAUGAAACUGCAGCCAACGACAUCAAGUUCAUAUGCUCUGAUAAGACAUUAGCGAAG